Messenger RNA from Saccostrea echinata, 4711 nucleotides. RefSeq names its product ankyrin-3-like. The record is from RefSeq and is a predicted model, not a curated record. Bases 339 to 4586 code for a protein of 1415 amino acids. Gene Ontology annotation, molecular function: protein binding. The transcript is spliced from 12 exons. NCBI's taxonomy places the organism in Eukaryota, Metazoa, Mollusca, Bivalvia, Ostreida, Ostreidae.
AAUAUGGGGACAACGCAACAAUAAAAACUAUUUAGUAUAGUGGAUUGUGAUUCCAGAAUCAGGAUUAUCAGGUCAAUGCAAUAACCACUGGAAAUAGUACAGUAAACUGCGUUUUAUGAUGCAACUCUUUCGUCAAAUACUGCACUUUGGAACAGAAGAACUACACUGGUCUUCUAUAGAAAAAUAAACAGUAAAUUGAUAUUUUACAUUUGGAUAUGUAUCCUUAACUUCUUCUCUUCUCUCAAAAAGGCAAGAGGAUUUAAUCAAUUAUCUACCUUAUGUGAUCAGUACCUUCAACAUUAGACACCUUAAAGUUUUACUCUCUGAUUCAGUGCAAAAUGAGUGAACACGAUGAGGAAUUCUCGAUGAUGCAUAAUUUUAUGAUUUUGAAUACACACUUCAAAAUUGACUUGGCCAAAUUUCUUGGGAAUGUUCUACAGCUCUGCUGGAGGGAUACUGAUAAUUUAAGGAAACAUGAAAUGUUUAAUUUACUGGACAAAGGAAGCCAAACUGAGAUAUCAAGAAGAAAUAGUUUUGUUUUGAGCUUUCCUGUAUUGUGUGAAAUUUUUCUGAAAGGAAUAUGUGGGGACAUAGCGAUGGAACAAUACAUGGAUUCGGAGGUUCUUCAAGAUGUUGCCCGCCUCCAGGAAAUCUGGAAGGUCAAUAUUUUUGAGAAUGAUGUUGAAAAGAUAUCUAACGAUGGCAGAAAACAAAUCUGGGGGGAGAUAGAGGGUGUCGGGGAAAGGAUGGCUCAGAGAUUUGAAGAAGUAGGAAAGAUAUAUCUUGAAAGCAUUAGAAGAUAUACAGCGGAAGAAAAAGAGAGAGAUCCAUUUGCUGUCCAAAUUGGGGAUGAAAACAGAAUGGAUGUGAAAUUUGAGGAAGAAUCAAGGGCCCCUAUAUUCAUACAGGUUGGAAAAAACAACAAGAUAAUAAUUAAUCUUGAAGACCGACGAACUUCAGAACAGCUCAGAACAAGUGAAAGAGUGAAACUGAGGAUGGUUUUGAGAUCCAACAAUGCUUCUGAAUGGAAAGAAAUUACAGAAAACAUGUUGAAGAUGGAUCUUCAUGAUUUGAAUUCCAAUAUAAUACUAAAGGAAAAUGAUAUCGUCAUCGACGAUUUUGAGAAGGGGUGUCUUGUGAUAAAUUUUAACAUCUCCGGUGGAAAUGCAAUGAAAAACUUCCUGAAAACUUUAUUUGAAGUAAUAUUUCAAGAGGUGAAAGUAGAAACCACUCUACGAAAAUAUGAAGCAUCCUCCAUUCAUAUUUAUGGAUAUUUUUAUCGUCCGGAGGAAUUCCAGACAAAAGAUGCAUCUUCCAGUCAGAAUCAAAAUGUGUCAUUAUAUUGCCAUCACUCUUGGGAGAAUGGCUCUACAGUUUGUGAUGUCGAUAUAUAUCUUACUGAUUUGAUGAGAAAUUUAAUCAUUACAGGAUUCUCUACAGAUGUGGACGAACUCAUUGAGUUGCAAAUCAGAUAUGAUACAAUCAGAUUAGGAUCAACAGUCGUGCCUCCCACCGAGUCAACGCAACCUCUAUUCACUGAAAACUUUGGUGAUGUUCUUAACGAUAUAGUGAAAUCAUCACUUCUGCACUUGCAUAGUUUGGAUACGACAAACUCAACAACUCGUAUAGUUUUUAAGUGCAAGGGUAAAAUGCUGUAUGCUAAUUUUGUCGAAGGAAAUGGCAUCAUAAGCAACAUAUCAAAGACUAUAAAUGUGCCAAGGUCGCUGUUGAGGGUAUCUUUUUUUAUUGAUACCAAUUUCGUGAACGACUCACUUUCUGAUCAAGGUUUGAUUUUCUACUUAAAUCCAUUGUCAAAAGUUUCGGAUGCUAUCAAAAGUGGGAAAUUUCCCCGAAUUGUCACUGCGAUGCUUGAGGGAAAAGAUCCAUCUCUCCUUCAAAAUGUCGGGGAAUUGAAAUUGAAAGCUGUUCUCGAAUAUCAAGAAGAAAAGGGACCAUUUUUGCCUGCAUAUUCCAAAUCUUUGCCUCCAAAAUUAGGAACUGUUGCAUCAGCAGAAAGCAAAGACAAUUUGAGAGAAAUGAAGCUGAAAGAUACUUUAUUAAAGGCAUGCAAAAUGGGAAAUCCUAAUCUUGUUCAACAGAUUCUUGAACAAGGAGAGAAUCCAAAUUUUCCAAACGAAAAGCUCCAAAAUCCUAUUCAUAUAGCUGCUGAAGGAAACCACGUACGUGUUCUGGAACAACUUCUUCUUCAUGGCGCAGAAAUAGAUGUAUUUGAUUUAAAUCAUGAAACACCACUGAUUAUAGCUUCUCGAAAAGGAAACUGGAAAAUCAUUACAGAGUUGCUGAAGCAAGGAGCUGGCCUUGAAUUCUAUAACAAUGAAAAGCAUACGGCUCUUUAUGUUGCUGUGGAACACGGUCAUCGUUAUGCAAUAUCAAAUCUGUUAAAGUUUGGUGCCAAUAUAAAUUCUGUCGGAAACGAUCAGUGUACCCCUCUGCACAUUGCAUGUAAGAAAGAGAACCAGUUGAUCAUAAGGGAAUUGCUUUCAUAUGGAGCUGAUUUGCAUUGCAAUGAUUCUAAUCGGAAUUCCCCUUUACAUACUGUCUUGCAAUGGAGCAAUGACGAAUCAAAAUGCUUAUCCAUAGUCGAUGAAUUAUUGAAAAAUGGUGCGUCCAUUAAUAGAUUUAGCGAUGGCAUGAAAACUCCACUGUGUAUAGCAUCAGAAAAAGGUUUCGGAAACAUUGUUCGUUUACUGCUAUCAAAAGAUGCUGAUUGUAAUCUGUCUGAUGUUGAAAAUAACUUACCCUUUCAUCUGGCUUCUAAAAACGGUCACAAGAAGGUAAUCAUGGAGUUGAUUAGAUAUUGUAACUUCGUUGAUAGGUGUAAUGCCAAUACCCUAACACCUAGAAGGCUGGCAAGCGAGCAUCAAGAAAUCCAAAUGUUAUUCAAUGCUCAUGAUCUGGAGGAACUGAAAGAAUUGCCAAAUGAUGUUGCUAGUCUGUGUUUGUAUUCAAAAAAGGGAAUGGUGAAUGAGAUUGAAGCUAACAUAAAACACUCUAUGCUUGUUGACAGCGCAGAUGCUAACAAAAGAACUCUUUUAUUCAUUGCGUCUGAAAACGGACAUUUAGACACUGUUCGCUUGCUAGUAAAUUCAGGGGCCAGCAUUGACGAAUUUAAUUCCUUCAGAAGAACCCCCUUGAGUGUAGCAGCAGAAAAUAGAUUUGAGUCUAUCGUGGAGUUUUUAAUUCAGUCUGGAGCUGAUUCAAAUAUUAUGGAUGAUUCGGGCAAAACACCGCUACAUUAUGCAGUCAAAUCGGGAAGUUCAAGAAUUGCUGAUGUUUUGUUGCAAAGGGGAAAGAGUGUGUAUAAGGGAGACUUCCAGGGAAAGACGCCACUCCAUUUCUGUGGAAAGUAUGGAAGUGUCUCUGUGGCAAAAUUAUUCCUGGCAGCUGGAUUUAAUGUGUAUGAGUGCGAUCUUGAAGGUAAAUCUGCAAUGGAAAUAGCAAUUGAAAAUGCUGAGAUUGAAAUAGCAGAACUAUUAAUAAGCCAUGGAGCUCAUAUUAAUAUUUCCGAUAUAAAAGGAAGAUCUCCAUUGCAUUUGGCUGCAGAAAACGGAAGUAUAAGCGCUGUAGAAAUCUUGUUAAAUGGUGGGGCGAACAUUAAUCAAAGGGAUAAAUUAAAUCAAACACCGCUUUUUGUUGCAACCGAAAAGGGCAGAAGUGUUCUAAAGAUUUUCAUCAAUCGCGGAGCGGAUCUUAACUUAUGUGAUACGAAUGGCAGGUCUCCUCUACAUGCAGCAUUAGAAGGUGGACAUUUAUUUGCAAUGAAAAUAUUAGUUAAGCAUAAUGCCAAUGUUAAUCUAGCGGAUCAGGAAGGAAUGACUCCUUUGCAUUUAGCUUCACAAUUAGGCAAUGUAGAAGGGGUAGAAAUUUUGUUAACAGCCAAUGCCAAUGUCAACUCUUUAGAUAUUAAUGGUCGUUCCCCUCUUCACUACUGUAGCUUAGGUUUAGUGGCGAAACGAUUGUUACAACAUGGUGCUGAAGUCAAUGCAAAGGACAAAGAAGGAAAAAGCCCACUCCAUGUAGCAGUAGAAAUGUUAUGUGCUAAAACUUCGACUGUGACUAAUUCGAUUGAAUUUCUUGCCAUAAUAAAUGAGGUGAUCGUAAAUGGCGCAAAUAUUUGUUUACAUGACAAUGAAAUGAAAACAGUUAUUCAUAAGACAGUGUAUGCUGACCAUGUUCAUUUACUGAUAGAACUUCUGAGUUACAAUAUUGAAUCUGAUAUUAAAGAAAAUUUAGUACGGACAGUAAAUGAUAUUUUAAAACAAAUGCAACAAGGAAAUAUAAGAAUUAUCUUAGAACAUUGGAUGGACAUUCAGCGGCCAACUGAAAAAACUUACGGUGCUGACAUUCAUAAGACAGAAUGUUGCCCUCCAUCUUUGUAUCAAAAACAUUUAGAAUGGCUAAGGGAGCACAAGUGUUUCAAAAGAGCCAACAUAUUGCAGCGGGUUAUUUCGUCAGAAAGAUCACAAGAAGCGAGAAAGAGAAAAGAAUCUUGUGGGGAAUCAUCUCUAAUUGAGCCAUUGGAAAAAGUUCUAAGAGUUGAAGGCGAACAAAACGAAGAGGAUUGAACUGUUGCAUUACAGACAUUUCUUAAAAGAAAUGAUAUACAUCAUGCUUAUUAUAUUUUAGUACGGACAAUAAAUAUGAAAAUAAGAGAUGAUUUUAAAAAGAUCUUGUUUUAAUUGAUUGAGCA